ACUAAAAAAAAAUUAGGGUUCAAAUACUACGUUCUAUGCCACCAUAGAACUCAAUUGACAGAAUUACACAAUAAUAAGAGUUGAGCGCAGACAUGCUGAGGACACUAGUUCUGAAGCGCACCGUCGCUCUCACUCGCCACCACUCGCAUUCCGUCUUCCUCCGCCGAUUCUCGGCGGCGCCGGAACCCGCAUCCUCCGCCGAUGCAGAAACCCGCAAGUACGCGGGCUACGCGGCGCUGCUCCUCUUCUGCGGUGCCGCCACCUAUUACACCUUCCCCCUGCCGGACGAUGCAAAGCACAAGAAGGCGCAGAUCUUCCGGUACGCGCCGCUGCCGGAGGACUUGCACACAGUGUCGAACUGGAGCGGGACGCACGAGGUGCAGACGCGCAACUUCUUCCAGCCGGAGAACGUGGAGCAGCUGGAGAGCGUGGUGAGGGAGGCGAACGAGAAGAGGACCCGAAUACGGCCGGUCGGGUCGGGGCUGUCGCCGAACGGGAUCGGGCUGUCGAGGGCCGGAAUGGUGAACUUGGCGCUGAUGGAUGGGAUAUUGGAAGUGGACAAGCAGAGGAAGACUGUGAGGGUGCAGGCCGGGAUCAGAGUGCAGGGACUCGUGGAUGGACUCAAGGACCAUGGCCUUACCUUGCAGAAUUUUGCUUCCAUUAGGGAGCAACAAAUUGGUGGCAUUAUUCAGGUUGGUGCACAUGGCACCGGUGCAAAGUUGCCUCCUAUUGAUGAACAAGUGAUUGCCAUGAAAUUGGUCACCCCUGCCAAAGGAACUAUAGAAAUAUCAAAAGAUAAAGAUCCUGAGCUGUUUUAUCUUGCUCGAUGUGGUCUUGGAGGACUUGGAGUUGUGGCUGAAGUCACCCUUCAGUGUGUUGAUCGACAGGAGCUUGUGGAGCACACAUUUGUCUCAACCAUGAAGGAGAUAAAGAGAAAUCACAAGAAAUUGCUGUCUGAUAAUAAGCAUGUGAAGUACCUUUAUAUCCCUUACACCGACACUGUUGUGGUUGUGCGAUGCAAUCCUGUUUCAAAGUGGAAAGGUCCUCCCAAGUUUAAACCACAAUAUACUCAAGAUGAAGCCAUACAGCAUGUGCGUGACCUUUACCGGGAGUCCCUCCAGAAAUAUGGAGCAGAAGGAUCUAGGGGUAAAUCAGCAGAAGAACAAAAUAUAGAUGAGCUUUCUUUCACAGAAUUAAGAGAUAAACUAAUUGCCCUGGAUCCUCUCAAUAAAAAGCACAUCAUCAGCAUCAAUCAAGCUGAGGCCGAGUUUUGGCGAAAGUCAGAAGGCUACAGGGUUGGAUGGAGUGAUGAAAUAUUGGGCUUUGAUUGUGGAGGCCAACAGUGGGUGUCGGAGACAUGUUUCCCUGCUGGAAAACUAGCUAAUCCAAGCAUGAAAGACCUUGAAUACAUUGAAGAGCUGAAGCAACUUAUAGAGAAUGAAGAGAUACCUGCACCUGCUCCAAUUGAGCAGCGUUGGACAGCGAGCAGUAGGAGUCCCUUGAGUCCUGCUUCAAGCCCUUCUGAGGAUGAUAUAUUUUCUUGGGUGGGUAUAAUCAUGUACCUCCCUACCAUGGAUGCUCGGCAGAGGAAGGAUAUAACAGAAGAAUUCUUUCAUUAUAGGCAUUUGACUCAGGCGAAAUUAUGGGAUCGUUACUCUGCAUUUGAACACUGGGCUAAGAUUGAGGUUCCAAAGGAUAAGGAGGAACUUGCUGCUCUCCAAGCAAGGCUAAGAAAGAGGUUUCCUGUGGAUUCAUACAAUAAAGCAAGAAAGGAACUGGACCCCAAUAGGAUCCUUUCAAAUAACAUGUUGGAAAAGCUCUUCGCGCAAUCAGACACCAUAUAAAUUCUGGUCACAUGUUGGAACUUCGAGAUGCAAAAUAUCUGGUGCACAAUAUGGAUUAUUAUGCCUAUUCUGCCUGCCAGAUGCAUUAGACUCGGAAGCUUAAAGAAUUGUGGUGUAUGUACAUAUAGAGGAACUGGAUUGAGCUUUUCGUUCUUACUAAUCUCAUCUGAAAGAGGAAGCAUAAAGAAAGGGUGAUGGGGGGAACUGGGGGAAAAAAAAUAUUUUGAUAUAUUUGUAUGAGUGGCUGCCUGAUAAGGAUGAAUCAUGUCCAUCAUACUUCAUUUUUUUGCUUUCAAUUGUUAUGCCACAUCAUGUUUGAGAUUUUUAAAAACAUUUUUCUUGUCAUGAUAAAUAUCGGAUGCAAGAUCUUCCGAAAGAAACCGAAGGCAAAGAAGAAAAAGCAGCAAUGGUUGUUAGAAAAGUGCAGUAAUAAUGGGGAUUGCUCCAAUUGGUGUCUAUAUUUUUUUCCUCGAGAUAUUGGUACCUUAACGAGGUAUCAAACAUAUACUGUUUAUUAACUUAGUGCUCUCAAACAUAUUUUUAUGUCACUCAUCAAGGGUUAUGGUAUGUUUGAAAGGAAAAAAAAAACAACAAAAAGAACCCAAAAACCAUAGGUUUCUGUGCCA
This is a messenger RNA of Vigna unguiculata (cowpea), 2470 nucleotides long. RefSeq names its product L-galactono-1,4-lactone dehydrogenase (gene GLDH). Gene Ontology annotation, cellular component: membrane. Gene Ontology annotation, molecular function: FAD binding; galactonolactone dehydrogenase activity; D-arabinono-1,4-lactone oxidase activity. The record is from RefSeq and is a predicted model, not a curated record. Lineage: Eukaryota; Viridiplantae; Streptophyta; Magnoliopsida; Fabales; Fabaceae.